GGGGUUCCUCUGUCGUCGGCCGCCUGCCACCCGAGACUAGCUGCAGACCAUGCAGAAGGAGGAAUUGGGCAUGGAUGAGAACCGCAAUCCUGAGGAAGAGCUGCGCCUUCUGGGGGGGAAGAAGGAGAAAUGCCACAGCCUCAGCAACCGCAUCAGGACAGGAGCUGGAGCAGAGCUGGGCUACAGGCCAAGCCAGGGCUCCAGAGAAGGUUCCUGGGAGUCCAACGGCUAUACUGCGUCCUCGGAGAUUGCCGAUGAGCCCAGCGUUCCCUUGAGCCCUUCUAACAGCCUUAACAUCCGCAACCUCCAAUUGUCUGAGCGGGACCCCCCGGUCGCCCACCACCCCCACCGCUAUCCCCACCGCUUCUACCAUGGCCGGCCCUUCCAUGCAGCUGCCUACCGCAAGACCUACCGAGGCAGCCCCUCCGACCGCAAGGAAUGGGGCCCCAGCACCAACGGCCACCACUGCGCUCCCGAAAGCAUUUCCAAUGGGCGGUGGCAGCACCGGCGCCGUGGCUACUCCGACCCGCCGUCUCCAUCCUCGUCUCCGGAAUCGGAACGAGAUGGGGCUGUCAAAGUUGGCGAGAAGCCUGCCGUUACAUCAAACACCACCAAUGCAUCCGUCAAGGAUUCUGGGAAGGAAACGUGGUCACUUUUCCGGCCCCUCCCUGCUUUCCCGGUUGAUAGCAGCAGCGCCCGGAUCAUUCCUAAAAUAUCUUACGCUAGCAAGCUGAAAGAGAACUUGGAUCAGCCAGGGAAAGCCUGCCACGUUCCCGCCUCAGCCGUCCGCACCACCAAUAGCCUCCCCAACUGCGUCCUGGCACCGCCCCCAAGCAGCCCCCCACCAUCCGACAGCAGCCGGCAGCAGCACCUGGGAGCCAUCUUUCAGAAUGAGUGGGGCUUGUCCUUUAUCAAUGAGCCAGGAGCUGGGCACGGAGGGGGUGGCGGGACAGCACCAGAAAAGGAGGUGGAAGAUGCAAACACUGGAGCAUGCUGGGAGAAAAUGGAAGCCAAUGACUGGCAGGCCGCAAGAAAUUAUCACCUGGAAGAAUGGACUCAUAUAUGGGAGCUACACAGUCAAGCUCCUAGCAAAGUGACGGUCUAUACGGACACCUUGGAUGGGAAGGGUUAACACCAAGGAUUCCCUGGGGAAGCACUGCUAAGAUCCAGGGGGGUGGGGGGGCACACG
This is a messenger RNA of Euleptes europaea (tarantolino), 1189 nucleotides long. RefSeq lists its product as uncharacterized. The transcript is spliced from 5 exons. Gene Ontology annotation, cellular component: cytoplasmic stress granule; nucleoplasm. The record is from RefSeq and is a predicted model, not a curated record. NCBI's taxonomy places the organism in Eukaryota, Metazoa, Chordata, Lepidosauria, Squamata, Sphaerodactylidae. Bases 50 to 1132 code for a protein of 360 amino acids. Gene Ontology annotation, molecular function: RNA binding.